Molecule: messenger RNA, 1459 nt
Organism: Sinocyclocheilus anshuiensis
Lineage: Eukaryota; Metazoa; Chordata; Actinopteri; Cypriniformes; Cyprinidae
Product: homeobox protein Nkx-2.2a
Exons: 3
Coding region: 111-932 (273 amino acids)
Biological process (GO): cell differentiation; regulation of transcription by RNA polymerase II
Cellular component (GO): nucleus
Molecular function (GO): DNA-binding transcription factor activity, RNA polymerase II-specific; RNA polymerase II cis-regulatory region sequence-specific DNA binding
Source: RefSeq, a predicted model, not a curated record
UGGAGAAAUUUCAUUAACUGUGCGGUGUCUUAACGCAAGCUGCACCACUUACCCUCUUCCGUCAGCCGCCAGAGGAUUGCCAAACUGGUGCAGCAACUUCACUGCAUCAAAUGCCCCAGAACAUGUCGGUGACCAACACAAAGACGGGCUUUUCAGUAAAGGACAUUUUGGACCUCCCUGAUACUAACGAUGAAGAAGGAUCGAUCACCGGGACUGAGGAAGAUACGGAGGGUUCUGAGGCGACUAAAACGCCUGGAGUGCUAGUGCAAAGUCCUUUAGAGAAUGUUCAAAACCUGCCUUUAAAGAAUCCGUUUUAUGAUAAUAGCGACAAUCCUUAUACCAGAUGGCUCGCAACUACGGACAGCAUCCAAUACUCAUUACACGGCCUAUCCGCAAACUCUCAAGACUCGUCUGCAAAAUCUCCGGAACCUUCAGCGGACGAGUCGCCGGACAACGAAAAGGAAACUUCGAGCAACGGCAGCGACUCCGGUAAGAAGCGCAAAAGGAGGGUGCUCUUUUCCAAGGCACAAACUUACGAACUCGAGCGCCGGUUUAGGCAACAGAGGUAUCUGUCAGCACCGGAGAGGGAGCAUCUCGCCAGCUUGAUCCGCCUGACUCCAACCCAAGUGAAAAUCUGGUUCCAGAACCAUCGAUACAAAAUGAAGAGAGCCAGGGCGGAGAAAGGUAUGGAAGUGACCCAUCUCCCUUCUCCUAGGCGGGUGGCCGUGCCUGUGUUAGUCAGAGAUGGCAAGCCCUGCCAUACGCUAAAAGCUCAGGACUUGGCAGCUACUUUUCAGGCUGGAAUUCCGUUCUCCGCGUAUAGCGCCCAGUCUCUCCAGCACAUGCAAUAUAACGCGCAUUACAGCGCCGCCACCACACCACACUUCCCAACAGCACAUCACUUGGUGCAAACGCAACAGUGGGCUUGGUGAACAAAUACUUUCUUGCAAAUGCAGGGCUGCAUUUUAAAGACCGUGGUAGGGAGCUUUCCAAACAAAAAUACACGACUUUUUAUUUUUGCAGCUUGACCCUUUCUCACCAGUUUAUUUUGGGGAUUGACGUGUGCGCCAUGUUUACAUGUUUUCGUUAAGAAAACCGGGUCAAGCCUCUCCCCAAAUUUAAGAAUGUUAAAGCUCUUGUGAAAUUUUGUAAAGUAUGUGUGUGUGUUGUAGAAAUGUUUUCCUUUUGUCCUUCGUGUUAUAAGCACGUGCAAACCACUUUAUGAUUAUAGAAAAUUGUAUUUCUUUCUUUUACAAUGGACCGAAUAUAUUUAUGGCCAUGAAUAAACAUUGGCAAUCUUUAGCUUAUUACAUUGGUUUGUUUCCUAUGUAAAUAUUUUGUGAUAACUGUUUGCAAUAUUAUGUUUGACCGUUCAGUGAGCUAUAUUUAGGGAAAAUGGAAAAUCAGUUGUCGAUAAAUAUCCCUCAUGUUAAUUUCAGUAACACCGCGCGCUGGCGAG